GUUACAGCCUCAGCAACAAUACAACGCCAACAUGUGUUAAAUGAUACUGCUCUCCUUCCCGCGGAGAUUUUCAUGAAUCUCUAAAUUGAAUCUCACUCGAUUUUGUACGCUUUUAAUAAUAAAGAGAGGUUCUGUUCCUUAUCGGCAGAGAAAAGGGAGAUUUUUUUCGAACAUAAAAAUGGGCAAAAAUCAGUUAAGGAGAGCGAGAAAGAAAGCUCUAAAAUCCCAGGUGAUCGAGCCGACUUCUCACGACAGCCCCCCCACGCAAGACCCAGUUGAUGGAACCAUAUCCUCAAGUGCCCCCAAGGCGGUCACUAUAGAGCUACAAAAUGCUGUGCCUCCAGAUCUCAAUGAUCCACUAUGGCAGAUGUACAAAGAUAUUGUUGGAAAGUUUGACGAAUCCGAGGAUGGGAAACCAUCAUCGACAGAGCCACUCAAACCAGUAAUAUACUUCGAUGAUGACAAUGAGAUACCAGAUGAGGAAGAGAAAGAACCCUCCUUAUCGAAGCGGAAACGAAAGGAAUUAAACAAGCUUUCCGUUGCUGAACUGAAAGCAAUGGUUCGGAGGCCAGAAAUAGUCGAGUGGACGGAUACAUCAGCUCCUGAUCCUCGACUUCUUGUUCAUUUAAAGGCUCAUCGCAAUGUUGUCCCUGUGCCUACCCAUUGGUCACUCAAACGGGAAUAUCUUUCUUCCAAAAGAGGCAUAGAGAAACCUCCAUUUGCCUUGCCAAGAUUCAUCCAGGAAACUGGAAUAUCGGAGAUGCGUGAUGCUGCUUUAGAAAAGCAGGAGCAGGCAACAUUGAAACAGAAGCAGAGAGAGAGGGUUCAACCGAAAAUGGGAAGACUGGAUAUCGACUAUCAAAAGCUAUAUGAAGCCUUUUUCCGAUUUCAGACCAAGCCGGAGCUUACACGAUAUGGUGAGGUCUAUUAUGAGGGCAAAGAAUACGAGACCAAUCUCAGACACCUUCGGCCAGGUGAACUUAGUGCUGAGUUGAAAGAAGCACUUAAUAUGCCACCUGGAGCCCCUCCUCCUUGGUUGAUCAACCAACAGCGAUACGGCCCGCCUCCUUCUUAUCCUGCCCUGAAGAUUCCAGGUCUUAACGCCCCUCCUCCUCCUGGCGCUAUGUGGGGAUACCAUCCUGGCGGUUAUGGAAAGCCACCUGUUGAUGAGCAUAACAGGCCUCUGUAUGGUGGCGACAUCUUUGGUGUGCUGCAACCCCAACAGGCCGUGCAACAGGGCGAGCCCGUCGAGAAGGACCUUUGGGGAGAAUUGCAGGCACCAGAUAUGUCAGACGAGGAGAGCGAAGAGGAGGAGGCUGAGAGUGGCGAUGAUGAGGAUGAUGAGGAUGUCGAGACAGGCGUGCAGACCCCAAGUGGAUUGGAAACUCCCAGCGGUCUAGAUUCGGCUGUUCCAUCGGAGGUGACCGGUCCUGAGAACAUUGCCGGUGAGUUUGAUGUGCGGAAGCACUAUCGGGGAACUCAAACCGAGGAAUUUGUGGGCCAAAGAAGCGCCUUUCAAGUCAUACCUGAGAGGCAAGCGCAAGUGCAAGGAUUUUUUGGGGCUGACAGGGCGUAUGAUCUUAGCGUAUCCUCGAGUUCUCUGCCCGUUCUCGGCUCCGAUGACCAUAACAAAAAGCGCAAGAGGCCUGGAGACGUUGAUGUGUCUGUUGAUCCGGAUGCCUUGCACGCGAAUGAUGGCAUUGAUCGAGAAGAUAUAAAAAGGUUAUAUGAAACCCAGAGGCAACAGCAGAACCAUCCGAACUGGGAUUUUCAGGAGGAUUUGAGUGAUAUGAUUGCGCAUGAGAGUCGCAAGAGACUCCGGUAAGAGACGGGACAAGAUAGCAGGAGUGUCUUGGUAGCUCUUCCCAGGAAUACCACAAAUUAUCCAUAUAUCAAUCUUUUAAUGAUCAUAUCAUUCUU
Messenger RNA from Aspergillus ibericus CBS 121593, 1920 nucleotides. Its product is annotated as U2 snRNP complex subunit CUS1. The record is from RefSeq and is a predicted model, not a curated record. The transcript has 2 exons. Gene Ontology annotation, biological process: mRNA splicing, via spliceosome. Gene Ontology annotation, cellular component: nucleus; U2 snRNP; U2-type spliceosomal complex. The coding region runs from base 179 to 1825 and encodes 548 amino acids. NCBI's taxonomy places the organism in Eukaryota, Fungi, Ascomycota, Eurotiomycetes, Eurotiales, Aspergillaceae.